CGUUCAUUCAGGCAGUAAACAAUAAUAUCGCGAAUACUCUACCGAUGGACUAGCUGGAAAGGGCACUAUGGGCUGCCAUCCAAGCAAGAGUAAAAAUGAACUCAUUAAGGAGAUAGAUUAUUUAAAGAAAAAAGAAGCCAAACACAAAAAGAUCAUCAAAAGUCUAAAAGAAAAUAAUGAAAAUGUUGAUGGGGAGAUCAACUAUGCAGCGUCUGAUUCUUCAUCUUCAUCUUCAUCUUCAUCUUUUGACUAUCAUGAAAUGAUUGAGAAGUUAGAAAAAGAGAAUGAAAAACUUAAGGAAGAAAAUGAGAUUCUGAGAAAAGGGAAUGCUGAGCAUGGUAACAAUUAUGAAAUCAUUGCUAAUAGAAGUGCUGAAGUGCCUGCAUCAAAUGUGCCUCAUUCAAAAAAUCUACCAAAGGUUGGAGAUGCAGUUCUUGCAAUGUGGUCUGUCAGUAUUUGGCAGUAUUUUACAGCUACUAUAGUGAUGUUUGAUCCUGAGACAUUGACAUUCGAGAUUAACUGGGAUGAUCAAGAUCCAUCAGGACGCAUCGUUAACUAUCAAAACCUUGCUUUGGAUAGAGUUCCCGAUGAUGAUGAAGUUGCAGUUGGUUCAAUUGUGUUGUUUCCUCAGGGCCAGUACAAGGGGCAGGAGGGUGUUCGACUAGGAGGACAAAGAUGGCACCAGGGUAAGAUUACUGCUGUGAGCAAAGCAGAUGAUGGAAUAAAAUAUUACAGCGGUGUACACACUAAAGGAGACGCUGAUGGCAAAUGGGUGACGUAUAAAGGUUAUGCUCCAGAGUUUCAAGACUUAACCAGGGAUCAGUUAAGAAUCGCACCAAAUGUGUUAGAUUUGUUGUCUGCUGAUGCUACUGCACGUAGUGCAUUAAAUAUGAACAAACCAAUCUCUACUUGUGACGUAUUCCUGUCUUAUUGUAAGCUGAACAGCUAUGAGGCACUACAAAACAAAGAGGUCGAAAUGCCACCGAGCUACGAUGACGCAAUGGCACAAACGUUUUGUGAUCCAAGACGACUAAAGACACAGCUUUCCACUGAUUUGAAUUUGGCUGUGCGUGAAUACUCAGGGGAUCUCACAGAAACAGUAGAUUUGAUUCACCAGUCCAAAGUUGUUAUUGCAUUCUUAAGCGAUGAAUAUGCACAAGAUGAGAUAUGUCGCCAAGAAUUUCAGUACGCCAAAAAGACUGCCCGUAAACCAGUCAUUCCAGUUGUUGUUGGUAGUUCUUUUGAAUGGAUGAUGAGCGUUGUUGGUCUUCUCAUCGCAGGGGAACUAUACAUUCACUUCAAAGACCAAAAUGUGCUACAAUCAAAGAUGAAUGAGUUACAAAAAGCCAUCAGGAAAAACAUUCCCCAUGAAAACAACGAAAUUGACGGUAGUGUACCCAAUGUACCUAAAGGUAAAGCUGAUGUUUUCAUUAGCUACUGCUGGAGUAAUUCAAACAAAGCUCUCCAGGCGAAUCAGGUUACUAAACUUAUCGGAAACCCAUUUGCUGAUGCCAGGAYGAUUAAAGAAGAUUUGAUCGCUCGAAAUAAAGAUCUUGCUAUCUGGCUUGACAUUGAAAGACUUGAAACAACCAACCAAUCAGAUGAGACAAUGAGUAUGUUCCAACAAAUUGCCACAGGAAUCAACCAAGCUAAAGUUGUUAUUAUGUUCGUCAGCGAGGAAUAUGCUAAAAGUGACAACUGUAGAGCUGAGUUCCAAUUUGCUCUCACGUCAUUGAAAAAGCCGGUGAUCCCGGUGGUCGUAGGGUCUGGUGAUAACUGGCGUAGUACGGUAAUUGGUCUGCUAUUAUCAAGCCAAGCAAAUGUUGAGAUUUUAGAUAUGCAACAAAUCACAACYGAACAGGAAUAUCAAAAUAGUCUCCUAAAGAUUGAGAAAAGUAUGUCUCGACACUUAAGUCAUUUGACAACCAAAGGACAACACGUCUUCUCUGCGCCAAUGUUGGGUGAUCAUGUGGUAUGUCAUCAUCAACGAUGGGCGUUCUUCUUUGCAACCAUCGUUAGUUUUGACGGCGAUUCCCUUCAAUACACCGUUAAUUGGGAUGAUAAUGACCCUUCAGGAAGAGAGCAGUCAUAUAAGGAUCUGGCCAUAGAUGCAGUACCAUCAUCUGAUCAGAUAGGAGUGGACUCUGUAGUUUUCUUUCCACAAGGAUCGUAUGGUGCUACUGAAGGUAACAAUACUGGCGGAAAGCGAUUUCAUCAGGGUGUCGUCACCAAAAUACACAAGGAUCCGUCUGGAGUAACGCUGUAUGACGGCCAUCAUACCAAGGGUGAAGUAGACGGGAAAUGGGUAACCUAUAAAGGCUACAACCAUGAAUUCAACGACCUAACGAUUGAAGAUUUAAGGAUUGCUCCCAACGCUAUGGAUGCAUUAAUGGCUUGCAAACAAACAUUCUUAUUGGAUGAAUAAAUGACAUGACGCAAUUCAUACGGGGACAAGUUGGAUGAAGUGUUCAUAUCAAGCUCACUGACUACCAAUUCAAUAUAUCGUAUCUUCUGAAUUUAUCCAUUUCACGGUCUAAUUUGAUUGACAUUUCGUACAGCUACCCCAUAUCUUCAUACAGUCGCAAAUGGGACAACAUGUGCCUGGGUUUGUAAGCACAGAAGAACACUUUAUAAUACCACGAUACUUGCACURGAAGAAAACUCUCUAAGACGUUUUCCUAUAAAAUAACAUAAGAUAUUGUCAAAUAAACAAACUGGACAAUCCUAUU
This is a messenger RNA of Exaiptasia diaphana, 2729 nucleotides long. RefSeq lists its product as uncharacterized. NCBI's taxonomy places the organism in Eukaryota, Metazoa, Cnidaria, Anthozoa, Actiniaria, Aiptasiidae. The record is from RefSeq and is a predicted model, not a curated record. Gene Ontology annotation, biological process: signal transduction. Bases 68 to 2425 code for a protein of 785 amino acids. The transcript has 15 exons.